This is a messenger RNA of Acanthosepion pharaonis, 1380 nucleotides long. The record is from the annotation of a GenBank genome assembly. NCBI's taxonomy places the organism in Eukaryota, Metazoa, Mollusca, Cephalopoda, Sepiida, Sepiidae.
AUGGUGCUAUCUGUUGAUAUCAUCUAUCCAUCUAUCCAUCCAUCUAUCUUAUCCAUCCAUCUAUCUAUCUAUCUAUCUAUCUAUCUAUCUAUCUAUUUCUUGAUCCAUCUAUCUAUCUCCAUCCAUCUAUCCAUCCAUCCAUCUAUCUUGGUCUAUCCAGGAUCUAUCUAUCUAUCUAUCUAUUCAUAUCUAUCUAUCUAUCUAUCUAUUAAUAUAUCUAUCUAUCUAUCUAUCUCAAACUGUUCAUUAAAAUUUUAUCUAUUUAUAUCAUCUGUCUAUAUCUAUUUUAUCUAUCUAUCUAUCUAUAUGUUUUCAUUAUCUAUCUUUAUGUCUAUCUAUCUAUCAUCUAUCUAUCUAUCUAUCUAUCUAUCUAUGUCACUAUUCAUAUCUUUUAUCUAUCUAUCUCUUCACUGUCUAUCAUUUUCUAUCUAUCUAUAUCUUUCAUAUCUAUCUAUCUAUCUAUCUAUCUAUCUAUCUAUCUAUCAUCUAUCUAUCUAUCUAUCUAAGAAAUCUCUCUAUCUAUCUCAGGAUCUAUCUAUCUUUUUAUCUAUCUAUCCAUAUCUAUCUAUCUAUCUAUCUAUCUAUCUCGUCCUUCUAUCUAUCUAUCUAUCAUAUCUAUCUAUCUAUCUAUCAUCUAUCUAUCUAAGCCUGUUCAUAUGUUUCUAUCUAUCUAUCUAUCUAUCUAUCUAUCUUUGUAUCUAUCUAUUAUCUAUCUGUCUAUAUCUUGUCUAUCUAUCUAUCUAUCUAUCAAUCUAUCUAUCUAUAAUUUAUGUAUCUAUUCUUUUAUCUUCAUUCAUUCAUUCUAUCCAUCUAUCUAUCAUCUAUCUAUCUAUCUAUCUAUCUUUCUAUUUAUAUCAUCUAUCUAUCUAUCUAUUCAUCUAUCUAUCUAUCUAUUUUAUCUAUCUAUCUCAGCCUUUUCAUAUCUUUUCAUCUAUCUAUCUAUUCUCUGUCCUACUAUCUAUUUAUUUAUCUAUCUGUUCUGUAAUCUAUCUAUCUAUCUAUCUAUCUAUCUAUCUAUCUAUCUAUCUAUCUUCUAUAUCUAUCUAUCAUCUAUCUAUGUCUAUCUAUCCUAUCCAGGAUCUAUCUAUCUCAGUAUCUAUCUAUCUAUCUAUCUAUCUAUCUAUCUCAUCUAUCUUCAGCCUGUUCAUCUAUUUCAUUCAUCUAUCUAUGAUUAACUGUUAUCUCUAUCUAUCUAUCUAUGGUAGUCUAUUUAUAUCAUCUAUCUAUUUAUCUAUCUAUCUAUCUAUCUAUCUUCUAUCUAUCUAUCUAUCUCUUUCUUUUCAGGAUCUAUCUAUCUAUCUAUCUAUCUAUCUAUCUAUCUAUCUAUCUUGGUCUUUUCAGGAUCUAUCUAUCUAUCUAUCUAUCUAUCUAUCUAUCUAA